Lates calcarifer (barramundi perch) is the source of this 4288-nucleotide messenger RNA. RefSeq names its product Fas-activated serine/threonine kinase (gene fastk). The record is from RefSeq and is a predicted model, not a curated record. The coding region runs from base 333 to 3197 and encodes 954 amino acids. Gene Ontology annotation, biological process: mitochondrial RNA processing; regulation of mitochondrial mRNA stability. Lineage: Eukaryota; Metazoa; Chordata; Actinopteri; Centropomidae. Gene Ontology annotation, molecular function: RNA binding. Gene Ontology annotation, cellular component: mitochondrial matrix; ribonucleoprotein granule. The transcript is spliced from 12 exons.
UCCCUGUGCCCCCCCCCCCCGGUUCUCCUCCAGUUGCAUGCCGGGUAGCAGAUGAUGGCUGCGGGCUGUGCGGAGGAAUGAAGCGGCUGACCGCUGCCUGUUUCCCCGCUGAACCUGCGCUCUCUGCGGCCUCAGGUGUUUCAGCAGAGCGGAGCUGCCGGUGUUACUGAGCCAUGAGGUGUUUCAACAUGGACCUGACUGUCAGAACCAGAACCUGCAGAAGAGUUGAUAAAGACAGCGUUGAUCAGCAGAGUCACGUGGUCUCUGCUGGUUUAAUCAGUGCGUUUCAGGAGUAGUGUACUGUUGCCUCCAGGCGUCCUGGCUGUUGGACUAUGCUGUGUUUGUCCACUGGGUGGCGCCUCCUGAGCCGAGCUCACCGCCUCCCUCCGUGCCUCCCCUGCCCCGCCGCUCAGUCCGUUGCCAUGUACGCCACCCGCCUCUACAGUGCCACGGGGGGAGGGGCCGGGGCAGGGACUGGGGCAGGGGGUGGGGUUAAACAGGGGCGGAGGUCGGGGCUGGCCGUGAUCGAGACACCCCACCCCCCUCACCCCCACCUUCCCCACCAUCCGCACCCGGCUCCACCUCCCCCCUCCUACCCGCUGUAUCAGGGCCGCCCCGACGCCCACCGAGGAGCGCACUUCCACCACCACUACCACCCCCAUCCUCACCCGCAGCCCGCCCACCUGGCCCCGCCCCCACUGCCCGCCCACUACCAGCACCACGCCCACUUCCACGCAUAUGGAGGGGGGGCUCCGAGCGGAGGGGCUGUCGCCACCGGCAACAAGAAGAAGAUGUGGAACUUCAUCCACGAGAAGAUGAGCUAUGACACGUUCUUCACCAUGAAGCGUCUGAUCGAGCGCUCGCGGCAGCCUGACGAGGUUCUGCGCUGGGUCACCCAGAACCCGGCCAAGAUCUCCCACAACCACUACCCUGUUGCCUUGCAGAAGAUCGGACAGCUACUGCAGGCCUCGCCGCCGCCGCGGACUGGAGGGGACGACGGUGAGGCCUCAGGAGGAGGGGGAGCUGAGGGCGGCGACGGGCGUCAAAUCCUGAAACAUCAGGACUUUCAGACGCUCUGUAACGCCAUCGUCAACGACUGCACUAAGUUCGACAACUUCAGCAUCGUCAACUGUCUGUAUGCCGUGGCAGCACUCGGUCUUCCCAGCGACUCUCAGGUGGUCCAGGUGCUGGAGGCGGAGUCUCAGUCCAGACUGAACCAGUUUAACCAGAAGGAUGUGUCAAUGGUGUUCAGCUCCAGCAUGAAGCUCCACCCCGGCAGCCAGCACCCUCUGACCGAGGCCUGUCUGGCCGGUCUGGAGAAGAACCUGGAGAGAGAGCGCCACCCUCAGACGCUCUUCCUGCUGCUCUCAUACUACAGACUCAAGUGGCGUUCACUGCAGUCGCAGGAACCUGCAGCUGCUGCAGGGGGCGCUGCAGCCACCAUUAACAGCACGCCUCCAAACCCUGAACAACUACUCGCCAACAGGAAGAUCUUACGUCUAGUCAAACACACUCUGGCGAGUGUCAGUGGUGUUCGUGACCAGGAGAUGGCGCUGUUGGAUGAGAUGUUGGCGGCGUGCGCUCGAGAGGCGAGCAACAAGAGCCUAGAGUUAAUCUUCAGCUCUCACCUGUUCUACCAGAACAGACAGGAGAGGUUCAUCAGCAGCCUGGCAGAGGAGCUGCCAAAGAAGGUGGACAGCAUCACUCCCUACACGAUGGCUCUGAUAGCCAAAUACAUCGCCCGCCAUCGACUGAGAGAGACCCGACUGCUCGACACCAUCGCAGACUUCCUGGUGAAGAAGGCAGAGUACCUGGACAGUAAGGUGAUCCAGAAGCUGGUGUUCCCGUUCAGCAGGAUGAGUUACCGUCCGUCCAACGAGCAGCAGUUCUUCUCUCGGUUGGAGGAGGUGGUGGAGCUGAAGGCACUCAGCUCGCCGCUCGCCACCGUCAACAUCCUCAUGUCUCUGUUCCAGCUGGGACACUUCCCCGGCCUUGUGCUGCACCGAGUGUUCUCCUCCGCCUUCAUCAGCAAUGUUACCAACAGUCCCUAUGCUCUGAUCGUGCGGCGGUACCUCUCUCUGCUAGACGCUGCCGUGGAGCUGGAGUACCGUGAGUAUACCGGACCACGACUGCAGGACGCCCACAAGGUCCUGAUGUUUGACCACGCCCUGACGGCUGAUGAGGUCAACCGCAAGUACAGUUAUAAAGGUCUGGUGGCCGAGGCCUUACGGCAGCUGGUUGGGGAGCAUAACUACAAACAGGACGAAGUGCUCGCCCCAGGAUACUACACAGACUUCGUGUUGUGGAUGGACGGUUCUGGUCGGGUUCUGCCCAUCAGAACCGGAGCUGGUCUGGCUCUGAGCAUCGUUCCUCCGUCCUGCGUUGCCGUGGCAUCCAAGCCGGCUGAUGGUGCGGUUGCUGUGGUGACUGCAGAGUUCCAGAGGUUCUCUCCGUUCACGGCACUGGAGGACGGCGCUGAGCAGCCGUGUCAGGUGGCCGAGGCAAUGGGCGGGGCAAUGGAGCCUAGGUCCUUCCUGCCCCACCACAUUCGUGGUAUGGCAGGGGCUGUGGUGUCCUCAGGACCCCCUCGGCCCGGGACUAACGGCAGCCCCUUGGACUAUGGCCCCUACUAUGUCCCUACUGCAGAGUACUACUCCAGUCUGGCGAAGGAGCACUCGCUGGAGAGCCAGGACAGCUCCACGCUCAGCAGCCCCCCCUCUGACGGCCUGGCUCCGACUGGGGCUCAGGGACCUGCGGGGACCGCGGCCCCAGACUCCCUCUUCCAGUUUUCCAUUGGGAAGAUCCUGGAGGAUGAGGCGGGGGCAGGGGCCCCGGGGAGCCAGGGGACGGACUGCGAGCUGCCGGGUUUCUACGAGGGUGUGACGUACUCUGAGGGAGCGGGGGCUGACAGAGGGCCAUCCUCAUCGCCACAACUCUGCCCUCCCGACCGACCAGAUCCCGAGAAACCCCCAACAGACCAGAGACAGAUCAGGAGGGUCAUCAUGUCUGUCAACGAUAAGUGGCAUUACUGCCACAACUCUGAGGUUCUGGUUGGUUCCCGGGCCAUGAGAGACCGACACCUGAGGCUGCUGGGAUACAUCAUCCUCCAGCUGCCGUACCACGAGCUGGAGAAGCUGAACGGCAUCGAGGAGGUGAAGCAGUACCUGCACAAGAAGCUGCUGGACGUCCCACUAUGACGCUCUGUGUGCGUGUGUGUGUGUGCGUGUGUGUAUGUGUGUAGUAGGGGUCAGAGGUCAGCACAGCACUCUGAACAACAGUGUCUUACCUGUGAGGUUUCACCUGUUCACUGCAGAUUGCAGCUGCAGCUAAUGAUUAUUGAUAUUACUGAUCAGUUUCUUUGUUAAUCAAUAAGUUUAUAAAACCUCCACAUCUCUGUCUCUGGGCUCAGUUUCUGUUCAGGACGUCACUUUAAACCAAGACAAACAUUUUUAUACCAAACCAGUGAUCAGUUAAUCAGAUGAAUAUUAUCAGUAAUAAUGAUCAGUUGUAGCUGUUUAUUGAUCAUUAAUGAGCAGGUGAACUCAGUGACACCUUUUUAAAGGACCAGCCUCCUACUGUCACUCCACAGUUUGGAUUAAAGUUAAUAAGUUCUGUCAGUAGAACCUCACCAACCAAAGUCUGUUCACUUCUCUGAGUGUUUAAACUCGGAUAGAACUGAUUUAUUUCAUUUACUAGUUCAACAGUUCUGAUCUGUUCUCGGUUCUUUUGGAGGAAAACUAAGUUUCUUUCAUUUUAAUUCAGUUUUUUUUUUUUUUUUAAUUUAAAAAAUCAGACUCAGAACCUGAGACUCUAGUCUGAUCUGGAUCGUGGUGAAAACAGUGACCUGGUCCUUUAACGUGUCAUUGUGAGGCUGUGAUCUGAUUGGUCGCUGUGUGGAUGAACAAAUGUUAUAUCUUUUUUUUCCAGGGUGGGGGGUGGGGGGGGCAGGAGUCCCUUUUUAUAAUGUUUGGUAACCGUGGUAACGCUGACAAUGAUGCAUGUCGGGACUCUAUAAAAUCAGCUGGCAGUUAACGAGUUUGUCUGUAGAGAGCAGGGGCUGAUGGGUACUGUAGUCCUCUGAGUGCACACAGGGGAGGGGUAAGCAUUACCAUGGUAACGUAGCAUGUGUGCCAAAGGCCCGGAGGAUCAAUUAGAAUGUCAUGUGGGUGAUAGGGUCAAAGGUCAGAUUAUUUAUUUGUGUAUCAGGUGACUGAUGUUGGAGGGGAAAGACGCUUGUUUAUAUUCUAUAAAUCUAUUAAUUCAAAUGUCUAUAAAACCUGAAACCAAA